Hibiscus syriacus is the source of this 933-nucleotide messenger RNA. RefSeq names its product ethylene-responsive transcription factor LEP-like. The record is from RefSeq and is a predicted model, not a curated record. Gene Ontology annotation, biological process: regulation of DNA-templated transcription. Lineage: Eukaryota; Viridiplantae; Streptophyta; Magnoliopsida; Malvales; Malvaceae. Bases 1 to 798 code for a protein of 265 amino acids. The transcript has a single exon. Gene Ontology annotation, molecular function: DNA binding; DNA-binding transcription factor activity.
AUGGAUUUCAAAAACUCAAAAACCAACUCUCCUUCUCCUUCUCCUUCUUCUAAAACCAAAAGAAAGCAACAGCAACAGCAACCUCAGCAGCAGCUGCAGCAACAAGAGAUACGAUUCUUGGGAGUAAGGAGGAGGCCAUGGGGGCGAUACGCAGCGGAGAUAAGAGACCCUUCCACGAAAGAAAGGCAUUGGCUCGGCACGUUCGACACUGCCGAGGAAGCCGCCUUAGCCUACGACCGUGCCGCUCGCUCCAUGCGUGGCUCCAAGGUUCGAACCAACUUCGUUUAUUCCGAUAUGCCGGUCGGCUCAUCGGUCACCUCCAUCAUUUCUCCUGAUGAAACACACCAUAACAUGUCAUCCAUUUUCCCCAUUAAACCACCUGUUAACCAACAAAUGGAUACUAACUGCCAGAACCAGCUUUUCUUCACUCAAGACCCUUUCAAUGCCUGGAACCAAGAGAGUAGUGAUACAUUAGUGUCUUAUAAGCCCAUUACUGGGGUCAUGGAUACCGGAAACGGUGGUUCUCAACAGUUUAACGACGACUGUGAGCUGCCACCUUUGCCCCCCGAUGUCUCCUCUACUUGUUACGCAUCUGAAGUUGCUGGUUCAGAUAUGAUCAGUUAUGAUUCGUGGAGUGGUUCGGGCCUUCUUGGGUUUGACACGGGAGUGAGUGAACCAUAUUUCGGCUUUAACUCUUACGAGUUCAUGCAGCACAUGCACAUGCCCUCGGUUCCUGAUACGGUAACUGAAGAAUUUGAUUUGGGUUCAUCUUCAUCAUCCUCGGGUUACUUCUUUUAAUAGCUGCAAUAGUUAACAAAUGGUAAAUUGCAACUACAACUUCUGUCUUAUGUUAUUGAAGAACGUGUGGGUUUAGUUUUGGGAUUUUGUUGUAAUAUGACUUUCGUUUAUUUUUAAUGGUUUUGGUGGUAAUUA